Messenger RNA from Dothidotthia symphoricarpi CBS 119687, 909 nucleotides. Its product is annotated as S-phase kinase-associated protein 1A. The coding region runs from base 144 to 656 and encodes 170 amino acids. Gene Ontology annotation, molecular function: cullin family protein binding. Gene Ontology annotation, cellular component: nucleus; cytoplasm. Lineage: Eukaryota; Fungi; Ascomycota; Dothideomycetes; Pleosporales; Dothidotthiaceae. Gene Ontology annotation, biological process: SCF-dependent proteasomal ubiquitin-dependent protein catabolic process; mitotic cell cycle. The transcript has 3 exons. The record is from RefSeq and is a predicted model, not a curated record.
CCGCGCCUCUCACCACUCUUCUCUUUCACCAGCAACUCCCACGACCCCGCCCACGACUUUUAUCGGCUUCAUCACCGCCCGCCUAUCCACACACAACAGCUCUACCCCACUUCAACCUCACAACCACCUAUACAUCACUCACAAUGUCCGACUCUGCCAAGCCCAAGACCGAGCAGGUCGUGAAGAUGACCUGCUCCGAUGGCGCCGACGUCGAGACUAAGCGCGACAUCGCCGAGCGCUCCAUCCUGAUCAAGAACUUGCUUGAGGACUUGGGCGGCGAACUGGAGGAGCGCAUCCCCAUCCCUAACGUCAACGAGCCCGUGAUGAAGAAGGUUCUCGAGUGGUGCGAGCAUCACCGCGCCGAUCCCGUCCCCACCCAGGACGACGACUCCGACUCGCGCAAGAAGUCGACCGACAUUGACGAGUGGGACCAGAAGUUCAUGCAGGUCGACCAGGAGAUGCUUUUUGAGAUCAUCCUUGCCGCCAACUACCUCGACAUCAAAGCUCUCCUCGACGUCGGCUGCAAGACCGUCGCCAACAUGAUCAAGGGCAAGUCCCCCGACGAGAUCCGCAAGACGUUCAACAUCCAGAACGACUUCACCCCCGAGGAGGAGGAGCAGAUCCGCCGCGAGAACGAGUGGGCCGAGGACCGCUAGAUGGAGCUUCGACUCCUCUCCCAUUAUCCGUACAUAUGGUGGUUAAUGACGGAGUCUACCCGAGUAAUUGGGGGCUUCGCUUGCGGCGUUUCGGGGUUUGCAUGGUCACGUCAUUCUGCGUUUCCAUAUGAUGCCAGGGGAUUUAUGGUUAUGGUCCCGUGAGCAGGAUUACCAUGGUUCGCACACGAGAUGCAUUCGUCUACGAAUCAUGUAGAAAAGAGUCGCUCAAUGAGAAAUUAGCCCGUUUCCAGAG